Messenger RNA from Rattus norvegicus (Norway rat), 5253 nucleotides. The record is from RefSeq and is a predicted model, not a curated record. NCBI's taxonomy places the organism in Eukaryota, Metazoa, Chordata, Mammalia, Rodentia, Muridae.
CUUCUGUGUCUACAGUGUUGGGCCAGUGUCUCUAAAGGCCCAGAGCCCCUGGGGCUGACCAGCAGCUGCACCCACCACCCCCGAACCCAGCCUAAUAAGGAAUUUGAGUCAUCAGAGCCUUUCCAUGCCCAGACCUGGCUGGUUCAGCUUGUGAGUGUGAGCAGGGUACCCAGGAAGACCGAACGUGGACCAGAGGGGACUGAGACCGUGAUGUCAGCUCAGGAUCUCGUGGCCUGCCUCUGUCAGGAGGGGGACAAGCAUCUGGCCCUGGGGGAGCUGCCCUUAGCCACAGCUUUCUACCUGGCUGCCUUCAGUUGCCAUGCCCCUUCAGCUGUACGGCAUGUACGGGCUGUCCUGACUGAGUCUCCAGGGGCACCUGUGGUGGCCACCCUGGAGGCCUGGUGUCGUGGGAACAGCCAGAUCCCUGCUAUCCACUGGGAUGGCAUGGCGGUGGUCUCCCUGACUGGAACACUGGCCUCUGCUUUUCUUGGUGCCAUUUGCCCGGAUCACCCUGCUACUGUCCUGUACCCUUUGGCUGGCCUGCUGGCCCAAGGGCGUCACGUGGAAGUGGUGCAGCGCUGUAAUACACUGUUGGAUGCACACUCCCAGCAGGCCCUGGAGCUGCAGCUGAUGCGGGCCCUGGCCUGGGUCCUGUCUGUGGACCAGGCCAGAGAAGGCAUAGCUGCCUAUCUUCAGAACUUUGCCUCCAGCGCAGACCGGACAGUGGCCUUCAUCCGUAGCCACCAGCAGCCCUACCUCCCCAGGCUGCUUGGUACUCUCCAGAACUACCUCUCAGGACACCUGAAGACCAGCGCCAGCCAGCAAGAGGCCAACUGCCGGGGACUUCUGGAGGCCCUGGACCCCAGAGGCAGCUGGAUGGGUGCCAUGUCACCGGAAGCUCUGCUUCAUAGAGGCAGGUUUGAGGAUUGCCAGGCAGCGUGCAGCCGGGACCUUCAGCCUGACUCAACAGGAAGUAGACCCCAAGGUGAGCACCUGGCCGCCCUGCUGGUCACCCGCGCGGCCGCCACUUUCUUCCAGGAUGGCCCAGUCGGGGACAUGCUGCGGGACCUACAUGAGGCCUUCAGCGAGAGCCCCAUUGGCGCGCGGAGGCAGUUCCAGGCCCUGCUGUCCUCCGAGGACCGCGAACGCCUGCAGGCACAGGCAAAGGAGGCCGCGGACCUGGGCUUCGCCCGCUUCCUGGAGGCUGUGAGAAGCCGGGUCGAGCUGCGCCGGGAUGCGGACCGCGAGCUCUUGGUUCCCGUGACCCGCGCGCUCCGCGUCCUGCUCCGCGUGGCACCCGCCAGACGGCGACCUGCGCUGGGCACCCGCCUAGCAGAGUGCCUGCUGCUGGCCGGGGACGUGGCGGGAGCUCGCGCGCAGUGCGAGCGCCUCCUCCGGCCCAGGCGUCCGGGAGAGCGCGCGGGCAACCACACCGGAGAGCACGCGCCGCUGCUGGCGCUGCGCGGCUUCUGCGCGCUGCACGCGGGCGAUGCGCAACGCGCCCGCGAGGACUUCCAGGCGGUGGUGGAGCGCGCGGCGCCGCACGCGGGAGGCUGCGUGCGCGCGCUGUGCGGUCGAGGGCUGCUGCGGGUGCUGGCGGGCAGCGCCUUCCUGGGCGCGCUAGACUAUGUCACGGCUUGCCGGCUGCGGCCGGAGGAGGCGCUGCUGGUCGCCAAGGCCUACGUGCCCUGGAACCAGCGAGGGCUGCUGCUGACUGUGCUGCGGGAGGAGGGCCGCAAGAUGCUGCUGCGCUCGCCAAGCUAUGCGGUGAAGGCUGCGCAGGCGCAGGAAGGGGAUGCCUACGGUGUGUACCAGCUGGCCACCCUGUUAACGGAGAUGGAUGCAGGGGAUGAGACUUCCUGCCUCUUGGCGGUUGAUGCCCUGUACCGCUUGGGUCGCCUGGAGGAUGCUCACAAAUCCCUGCUGGUGGCUCUUUCCCGGAGGCCCCAGGCAGCCCCUGUGCUGGUGCGGCUGGCCCUGCUUCAGCUGCGGAGGGGCUUCUGCUAUGAUGCCAACCAGCUAGUAAAGAAGGUAGCCCAGUCUGGAGACACCGCCUGCCUCCAGCACACGCUGGACAUCUUCCGUCGUGAGGACCUGCAGCUGCUGCAAGACCACUGCCACACACGGGCAUUAAGCAUCCUUCGGGCACGGCCAGGUGGGUCGGACAGUGAGGCCCACACCAGGGAAGCCAUCGCCUACCUCUCUUUGGCCAUCUUUACUGCAGGGAGUAGAGCCAGUGAGUCCCUCCUUGUCCGAGCCCGCUGUUACGGGCUCCUGGGUCAGAAGAAGACCGCCAUGUUUGAUUUCAACUCUAUACUCCGGGAGGAGCCGGGGAAUGUGAAAGCUCUGUGCGGACGAGCUCUUGUGCAUCUGGCCCUGGACCAGCUGCAGGAAGCUGUGGAUGACAUGAUCUCUGCCCUGAAGCUUGACCCGGGUACUGUUAUCACUGAGAUCCUCUCCCUGAAGACAGAAGUUCAGUUGCCCCUGACCCAGGGCCUCUAUACCCGCUCCCGGGCCCUCCUGAACCAGUGUCUGGAUGCUGGAGUGCCCCUCAGGGAAGAGGACACCCAGGGCCUCCUGGCCACGGGGGAGGCACUGAUUAGAAUCAAUGCUGCACAGAGCAGUUGGCACUUGCUUCUCACAGACAUCCUCACAGGGCUGGGCAAGUAUCAGGAGGCUGGCACCCACUUACAAGAAGCGCUACACCUCACUCCAUCAUCAGAGGCUACUCAGGCCCGGCGAGGCUUGCUCCAGCUUAAAAAGGGAGAUGUGUCAGCUGCUGCCCGUGACCUGCGGUGCCUGGCAGAGAUAGACACUCAGGACCUCAGCUUCCUGUUGCGUCUCCUUGAAUCCGCAGAGCGGCAGAGUCUCAUGCAGACCGCUGCCAAGGAAGCAAGCAACCUCUUGGAUUUAGGGAAUCCGGGGCAGGCACUGAGCUACUGUUCUUUGGCCAUCCUGGCGGGAGGCAGCAGUCCUUACCACCUGCGUCUCCGAAUGGCCUGCUUGACCCAGCUGCAGGAGUAUGACCGGGCACUCAGGGACCUGGACCGGGUGCUGUAUCAGCCUACAGAGGACAGCGACCUGCCGAGACGGACAGAGGAUCUCUGCACCCGGGGUCGCCUGCUUCUGAGCCUGGGCGAUAAGGAUGGAGCCGCGGGGGCCUUCACCCAAGCUUUGGCCCUGGCACCAGCCCAAGCUCAAAGCAGCCUGUUGGAGCAACCAGGCCGGGCCACGACAGCCAGUGUGUUCCUGAUCCAUGGCCAGCGCUGCCUAGAGAAACAGCACUUUGAGGAGGCCUGGACAGCAGUCCGGAAUGGACUCCUGGUGGACCCCAGCCACAGUGGGCUAAAGAAAUUGAAGCUGAGGACUCGCAAGGAGGCGGCCUCUGGCUGCAGACUACACUAACCAGUGGCUAACUGCUUGACUCCUCGACCAGCUCCUAAGUUCUCACCUAGGGUGUACCUGGCUCCCCAGAUCCAAGAGUGGCUCUCUCUGCUGGCCAUUUUUGCCUGUCCUUUGCUGUAGGAUUAGAGGAGAAACCUUCUCUUUGUGCAGAACAGCUGUCCUAGGUGGCUCACACACCCACUACCUUGGGCAGCCCCAGCGCUCUGCUCACACUUGGGACUCUGCCUUCAGAGCAGACACAGGCAGGAUCAGGGUUAGCACCUCAGGGCCUAGCAGGAGAGGUGCUGGCCCAGGGAGACCUCCCUGGGGAAGAGGAGGCUGCUUAGAGCAGGCCUGGAUUUGUUCCCACAUUAGCCAAGGUCCAGAUUCCUGGCUGCCUAUGUGCAGCUGACCUUUCAAGGUUGUUCUCCAGGAACCCAGUGACCGAACGUGCCAAACAGGCACAGCCCGGACAGCCCCUUCCCUCCACCAAGCCCUGAACCCUCAUAAGGUUGAGAGACCCCAGGCUUCCACUGGGCCUGCGCCUGUCCAAGAGGUCAGCCUGAGAUUUGGUGCAUCCGAGCUGAGACAGCGUUACGUGGGCAAACUUCCCAUCCAUUCUUAUCCCUGCCAGUGAGGCUCCAGCCUGUCACCUUUACUACCACCAUCACCAAAACUGUCACAGGGGCCAGGCUGGAGUACUUUGCUCUCUCCCCACAAUGGGCAGGACUGCUUGGUAUGGCGUGGCAAACCCCUUCCUGGCUUCUCCAGUGGGGGUAAGGGCAGGGUCUGAAUUCUGAGACUUCCCCCUCUGCCCCGGGCUGCCUUCCAUGACCCUUCCUCCUGCUGUCUUUUUAACACCAUGGAAACCCACAUCUCACCUCCUACACAGACUGACCCCAUGCUCAGAUACAGGAUCCCUGGUCCUGCCUGUCCCUGGGCAGUGAUGAAGUGACUGGGUAGGAUUAGCAGCCCCCUUCCUGUGAAAAGGACUCCUAAUAACUCCCACCUGCCUUGUCGUCCCUCCAUAGUGUGGGAGCCCUCCUUCCUGUUGCUGUAAUACCUGAGACCUGCCAAGCUAUGCCUCCAUGUAUUCCACAGGAGGACCAGGAAGAGCAGGGAGCCCAGAAAGACUCCUCUGUGAGGCACACCCUGGUUCCUGCCCUCCUUCCCCACCAUGAUCUCUAGAAUAACCUAAUGCACGUCUCCACAAGGUUACCCUUUCACCCACCCACCUCACAUCCAUCUCUCCACUUGUGCAUCCCUUGGCACUGUACACACUUGCAGACACCCAGCAGCACCAAGGUCAAACUGUUGGUCACCUGGGUGUGGCCUGCGCAUCCCACUGCCACUUUUGCUUUUCAGCCUAAGGUGUCCUGCUCAUCCACUCCUGGAUGCCCCAGCCCUUGUCAUUCCAAAUGCGAAGGUACUCAGACCUGGCAGAGCUCUUCCCAGCCACCAGGGGCAUCACCCAGCACCUCCUGAUCUCCCAAGGUCUUAGCACGGGCUCACGAGCACACACAUACGCACACGAGCUCCCCUCACCCCCAAUCUCUUACUGCUGCUGGCCUGGGACUUUGCUGCGGUCUGAAUGUGUACCCAGAAUCCGUGCACUGAGAUCCCACCACCAAUGGGACGUUAGCAGAGGAUCUUGCAGGUGGGGAGGAGUUAGGUUGUGAUGGUGGAGCCGUAAAGAACAGGAUCCGUGGCUUGGAAGACCCUUCAGCCCACCCACGUAUAAGAACGGAGUUUGGGAAUGUCACCUACAAACCAGGAUGCAGGCCUGUCCCUGUAUACCUACCAGGGCUUAGCCUUGGACUUCUACCUCCACAGCCAUGAGAAAUAAAUCUCAAUAAGGUUCCCAGCCUA